AUGGCCACGGCCACCACGAAUCCGCAGGGAGGCGCAAGCGCCAAGGAAGGAGGACAGAGCAAAAGUGAUAGUUCUCGGUUCAUGUUCGUUGAAUUUUCAGCGCCUGCAGCACCCGUUCCGAAAGGCACGAAGAAGCGACGCGGUGGACCAAGUGAAGUGCGCGCCCACAUCACCAAGGAGUAUCAUCGCAAAUUGCGAGUGAAGCGCUUAGGCGCGCCGAAGACUAUCGAGGAUGUUGAAUCGAUACUGGAUGAAAAGGAUUUGGAAGGGCGCGUUGCCUUACCGGACCGCACAAAGGCUGGCGAAUUUGAAACGACAGCCUCGCUCAUUGCAGCGGGUGACGAGCAGGAUCAGAAGAGGUACUCGCGCAAAGAGUCCAGACCGAGGAGCGCAUCGUCAUCGUCGUCACCAUGGAGUGCGGCUUCUGCUGUUGUGGCGCCGCUGUCUCCGCGAGGUGAGGUCGUGGCGAGCACGAGCAGCUCACCUCAGCUACGAAACUUGUUGGGUGAAGGUCGGCUUGAUCCAUUUGAUGCCUUGCCAUCACAGGGCAUGCCGGCUUUUAUCCAUCGAGUCCUAGAUCAUGUGCACUCAUGGCCGAACACAGUACCAGCACGGUCACGAGCAAUGAUGAACCCAGUACAAGGAGCAUGGUUCCAAUUAGCGAUGGAUCACCCAGUGGCAUUCCACAGUUUAAUCUACGCAACAACGCUGCACAUGCUAUGCGCGCACCAAGGACAGGAGAUCAUGGCGAACGCGCCCACGCUGCGCCUGGUGCACAAAACGCAGACCAUAGCCCUGAUCAAGGACGCAUUGAGUCUUCAGUACGACCCUCACACCCCACCCAGCGACGCUCUCAUCAUGGCGAUCGCUAUCCUCGCCAUACACGGCUCCAGAGACAAUGUCGUUCAUCCUCACAUCCAUCCCCAGAGUCCCCUCGCCAAAGCCCAGAAUAUGCACGUCUAUGGGAGCAUGGUCAAUGAUGAGAGCCAUGUCAGGUGGAUCGUGUAUAUGAUUAUGCAGAAAGGAGGUCUUGAUGGCCUCAAGCUGUAUGGACUGGCUGAUACUAUGGCUCUGUGCGAUGUCUACUUCUCAACAAAGCACGUCUGCUCCCCCUCCUUCCCACUACGAAGAGAACCAGAGUCUCUGGUCCUGACUGGCAAACAUGUCCUCGAUGGUGUUGCCAUCGAACUCGACUCGGAGCUAAGUAGCGGUUUCAAAUACUUCCAAUUGACCCCUGACGGACGCGAGCUACUUGCCGUUCUGGAAGCAUUUUCCGAAGUUACUGUAGCACUAGAUCAUUAUGCAAGAGGCGGUCCCACCGCUCCAGAUCUGGUUGAUCUUGUCACAGCGCGUCACGCCGCACAACACCGGUUGUUAUCUCAGCUUCCACCACCCCAAUCGAAUUUUCUUGGUGGUGAUAGUAGCGUGCUUCAGGCAUGUCGUCUAGCAGCUUUGAUCUUCAGCGAUAUGGUGAUUUUCCCGCUACCACCGACACAGGGGGUCAAGUACCGCCUCGCACCGUUAUUGCGCCAUGCGCUGCAAGCCUGCUCCAUCGCUCGUAGCUGGGACCUACAUGCUUAUGUGCUGCUAUGGGCAACCACUCUAGGCGCUAUUGCCGCAUCAUAUACCUAUGAUCGAAGCUGGUAUAUUGGGCAAAUGGUCGAGCACGUCAAAAACCUGGGUAUAGAUCACUGCUCGACCCUCGAUUCCAUUUGCUCGAGGUUUUUGUGGUGGAAACCCGUCUGUGGGGAACCUACUGAAACUCUGUGGGCUGAGAUGUUCCCCCGAUUUGACGACAACAGCUAG
Molecule: messenger RNA, 1806 nt
Organism: Exophiala aquamarina CBS 119918
Lineage: Eukaryota; Fungi; Ascomycota; Eurotiomycetes; Chaetothyriales; Herpotrichiellaceae
Exons: 3
Coding region: 1-1806 (601 amino acids)
Source: RefSeq, a predicted model, not a curated record